AUGGACGCGCAGAAUGCUGCCGAGUCCGACACGCCCAAGCAUGCUGGCGCUUCCCCUCAGCAGCAGCAAAACAAACACGAGCGCCCGCGACGAGGCUCAGCCUCCGACUUGGACCCGAAACCGCGCUCUUCUGUGAGGGACUCGUCUCCCGCCGGGCCCAAGGCCAAGGAGCCGUCGUCGCUGUCGUCCACGGCGGCCCGAGCCGACGAUGCUCCAGUCGCCGACCGCGACUCAGACGCCGAGACGAUUGUCCUGCCGGGCAAGGAUGGCCACUCGCCCUCCAAGGUCCGCAAGGUGAGGCAGGAAGACAGGAGCGAGAGCGACGCCGACUCGGCCAGAGGCAACGGCCAGCCGGUGGCCGCGGCGACCAGCAGUAACCAGGGCGACAAGAAUGCAGCUGGCGGGCGGGCCGUCGAGGGUGUCAAGAAACGGCUGCCGGGGCCUGUCGACAAGGACCGCCAGCCUCGCAGCAAGGACGGCGCCUCCAGCGGCCUGAGUUCCGCCCCGACUUCGCCUCCCCACAAUCUCAGCCAGCAUCGUCAACAGCAUCCGCUUCCAUCUCACCGCCGUCGGCGAUCCGACGCCGUGGCUGCCGCAUCUCCCUCAGACUCUGAGGGCACCCACGCCAAGCCCGUCUCCUCAUCUCUGCGUGACAAGCUCAAGUCGGGCGAGCGUCUGCUGCCGCACAAGCGAAAGGCUCCCAAGGCCGAGUCCGACGACGAGGCCGACCAGCGAAAGGCUCGCCGCCAGCGCACCACGAGCGCCACCCUCGACAACGGGCGGACGCUCAAGGAGCCCAAGACGGCCUCCAAGCAGUCACAGCAUGACCCAAGGAUCCGGACACGCUCCAUCUCCCCCCACCCCCGACAGCAUCGUAGAAGCGUAUCGACGCAGCUGCCCGCCCAGCAUCUUUCCACCAGCAGCCUCAAGAAGAAGCGUUUACCCCCUCCCCUCCACGCUGCCGACUACCACUCGGACGAAUCCUCGGCCAGCCUGAGCCCCCAUCCUCGUAGCUCCAAGCUGCGAGGCCUCGCCACCCCGACGGUGCCCGAGGCCCAUGCUUCGCCCGUCAAGAUGGCCCCUCACAAGAAGCACCUGGAUGCCCACGGCCAGACUCUCCUCGCCCGCGCCUGCGCACGUGGCGAGUAUGAGAGUGCAAAGCGGAGGCUGACAGAUCGGCCCGAGGACCUGAACGUGGCCGACUACGCCGGGAACACGCCACUCCAGAUCGCCGCAAUCAAUGGCUGCGAAGACAUUGUCAAGCUGCUCAUCGACGCUGGCUGCAAUCUGGACUGUGUCAACUAUGACAAGGACACGCCGCUCUUGGAUGCGGUCGACAAUGGCCACGUCGGUGUGGUCAAGCUGCUUUUGGAUGCUGGCGUCAACCCCCGCAAAGCUAAUGUGAACGGAGAGGAGCCAAUAGAUAGAAUACGUGCACUGCUCCUCGCAGCCAAGAAGCGACAGGGCGAACGCCGCCGCACUUCCGAGGACCGCCACUCCCACGACUACCACGAUGCCCGAGACUCGCACGCACCCGACAGUCCACGACGCUCUCCAGCCGCCACAAUGUCGACAGGUCGGAGAUCCGGCACCGUUCGCUCCACCAAGACGAGAAAUGACCUGCUCUACAUGCCUUUGGACGACAAGACCCUACGCCAGGCCGCCGGGCGGGGCGACGAGGAAACCGUAGCUCGGAUCCUGCAGGUCAAGGAAGGCUUCGACGACCCCGAAUCCAUGGUGGCCGCCGCACGAGGUGGCCAUGACCUGGUGAUCCAACUGCUGCUGGGCCUGGGCGGUGCCAGUGCAGACCCUCCCCCGGUGAAGACUCUCCAGCCGGAAUUUGCCACCCCAAUGCUCGCGGCCAUCGGCCAGGAGAACAUCAAGGUUGUCGAACUGCUCCUGGAGCAGCAAAACUUUGACCCCACGCGCAAGUUCAACGGAGAGACGUACUAUGAAAUUGCCCAAGAGCACAUGUUGAAGAACGCCUACGACGAAUACAAGCGAACACACAAGGACUCUGCCAGGGCCAAGUCGCCCGGGCGGAGAGACAGAGAGAGACAUCGGGAGGACAAGCGAAACAAGAGGGAUGACGCCAAGGAGGACUCGAGACCAACGAAACGCAGCGCUGCCACUCUCAAGACGGACGCCUCUAGGGAGAAACGAAGGUCCGACUCUUUCAGCCACGGCGGUGACGAUGCUUCUUCAAAGAAAGGGACACAUCGCGAAGCAUCUCCAGCGCCCUCUCAUAAAGCACCCAAGACGAAGCGCACUGACUCAGACGCGACCGGCAUUUCAAAGCUGAUUUCCAAAGGCGAAUUGCGGGAUGAGCGUGAGCGUCAGAAGCGCGGCAGCAUGGCCUCUACUACUUCAUCUGGGGCCAAGGAGCCAUCGAGCCCCGCCGAGCCAAGGCAUGAUGAGAGCGCCUUGAAGCGCGACGAGUCGAGGGAUCGCCUCAUUACGCCCGAUCGACCCAGUGAUAGCGACAGCAACCAGGAGAAGCGACCCUUGUCGAAGCGAAGCAUAUCUCGGGAAACCUCUUCCAAAAACUCGGCUCUCAGUAAUCCCAGCGAGGAGCGGGAUCCCAAGCGGAAGGACCCGGGCCAUGACGAUGUCGAAAUGCCAGAUGCAGACCCGGUCAAGGAGCAGACGGGGCCUCGCGAUCGGAGAAGUCGCGAAACCGAGAGAGAGGAAAACCUCAAGGAAGAGGAACGACGGCGUGCCAAGGAGGCUCGCCAGCCUCGAAAGAAACGAGAAGAAGAGGAGGCGCGCAACAACAAGCUCCGUGAGAAAGCCGAGCGCGACCGGCGUGAGGCUGAGGAGGCUAGUGUGCGUCGACGCGAGGCUGAAGAGGCCGCCGAGGAGGAGAGGAAGAAGCAAGAAGAAGAGAAGCGGCGAAAAGACGAGGAGCGGAAGCGGAAGGAAGAGGAACAGAAGAGGGAGGAGGAAAAGAAGAAGAGGGAAGAAGAGGAAGAGCAGAAGCAGCGGGAAGAGGAAGAGCGGCUUCACAGAGAACAAGAACGCAAGGCAGCCGAAGAGGCUCGACGGCUACGCGAGCAGGAAGAACGUGCCGAGCGGGAAGAAAUGGAGCGAAAGCGUGCGGCAGCCGCCAGGGAGGCAGAACAGCGCCGCCUUCGCGAAGAGCAAGAGCGCCGCGAGGAACAAGAACGCCUCAGAGAGGAGGAAGAGCGUGCCCGACUGGAGAGCCUGCCUCCCUUGUUGCGAUGGCUCUGCACGGCGUCCAACGCAAAGACUACCGCCGUGGCCGAGAAGUUUAAGUACAUGCGCGGUGCCCGAUACGACACGAUUCGCCCUGGAUUAGACAAUACCGCCGAGGGUCGUGAGCAGUGGCUCCUCAACACCCACGUUGCUCUGCUCUUGGGUGAGAAAGAUCUGACUCUCUCGAAAUACUCGGCCUGGAGGCGCGAACCUGCUUCACGGCUGGCCAAAUUCAGCCUUUGGAGGACGGAGUGGCUGCGGUACACGCUCUUCGCUGAAAAGCUGUGGGAUCUCGGCGAACAGGUGCCCGGAUGCUAUGGCAACGAGACGGCGGAUAGCCUGAGCCAUGACAACAAAGACAGACUCAAGCAAGAUGCAUGGGAGAAGUUUGAGGCAAUGGACAUGUUUUUUGUCAAGGUCUCCGACUUUAUGAAUUAUGUGCCUAACGUGCCACAUCUUCGAGGCAUCAAAUUGGGAGUCGAGUACUGUGAGUUGCUGGAGAGCAAGGACCAGUGGCUACCGGCCGGGAAAUGGAAGCGAGACCCGGACGUCGCCCGCUAUCAUGGGUUUGCCCCACGACACAAGUACUAUGUUAACGGAGUCCUGGUCGGAGAAGAGUUGCCGACUCUUUCGAGAACGAGCUCGAGCCCCUUCCCGGAGACACGAGUUCCCCGGCGAGGAUUAACUCGAGCGUAUCCCGAAGAUACAGACUAUGCCGCCCUGUGUCUGAGCCAAGGCCUUGGGCAUCUCCUCAAAGACACAAAGAGCCCCUCGCCGCUGCCGAACGGCAUCCAUUCUUCGCCUAUUAGCCCGACAUCAGCACCACGGGCCCGACCAACUAUCAACGGUGCGAAUGGAGAUGGUGCCUCGGACAGGGUCAAGGACGAGGCAUCGAUGGAUGGUGGAAUUACUAAUGGCAUUAAUGGAUCGGCCAGUUGA
Molecule: messenger RNA, 4155 nt
Organism: Trichoderma citrinoviride
Lineage: Eukaryota; Fungi; Ascomycota; Sordariomycetes; Hypocreales; Hypocreaceae
Exons: 18
Coding region: 1-4155 (1384 amino acids)
Cellular component (GO): nucleoplasm
Molecular function (GO): protein binding
Source: RefSeq, a predicted model, not a curated record